Tetrahymena thermophila SB210 is the source of this 726-nucleotide messenger RNA. Its product is annotated as transmembrane protein, putative. Gene Ontology annotation, molecular function: protein binding. The record is from RefSeq and is a predicted model, not a curated record. Lineage: Eukaryota; Ciliophora; Oligohymenophorea; Hymenostomatida; Tetrahymenidae. The transcript has a single exon.
AACAAACAAUAAUAAAUAAAAAAAAUAUAAUAUUAACUAAAAAAAAACGACAAAUUGAGUAAAUUUUUAAAAAAUUAUUGCUAAAUAAAAAAAAUGGAUCAAAAAGACAGCGAAGUAAUCAAAAAGAUACUAGACUAUUGGUUUAUACCUGCUGAUUGGGAUAGACACUCUCGUACUAGUCCUGAAGCUAGUAAAAGACAUUUUUUUGGAGGACAGGAAGUUGACUAAUAUAUCAUUAAUAAUUUUUCUCACCUCUUUGAUUAAAUUAAGAAUAAAUAGCUUGAACAUUGGAAGAAAGACCAUUUUGGAAGAUUAGCAUAUAUUAUAACAUGUGAUUAGUUUUCUAGAAAUGCAUUUAGGGAAUCAGCUAAAUAAUAUGAUUUCGACUAAUACGCUCUUGAUCUUAGUGAUGAAAUAACUGCAAAUUAAGAAAUGUAUAAUGCUUAUAAAUUUUAUGAAAGAUAAUUUAUAAUUUUACCUUAUAUGCAUUCUGAAAAUUUAUAACAUCACCAUAAAUGCUUAGAACUUUCUGAAUAAGUAUCUUUAGAAGCUGAAAAAUAAAACCUACCUGAUGUAGCUAAAGCAUUCAAAUAAAUGGUUUAAUUCGGAAAGUCUCAUAUGGAAGCAAUCUUAAAGUUUGGUAGAUAUCCAAGUAGAAACAAAGUAUUAGGUAGAGAAAGUACUUAAGAAGAAAUUGAUUAUAUGAAUAAUGGUGGUAAAUGGUGA